AUGAUGAACACUCUCGCAAACCACGGAUAUCUCCCUCACGAUGGACGACAAAUCACCAAACAGAAGCUGGUAGAGGGCUUAGGAGCGGGUCUGAACUUCAAUUCCUCUCUUGCCAAUCUGAUGUUUGAGAUGGCUAUCGUGGCUAAUCCAGAGCCCAACGCAACUUACUUCACACUGGACCAUCUCAACCGGCAUAACGUCCUGGAACACGAUGCAAGCCUAAGCCGCACAGACGCCUUCUUCGGAAGCAACCACAUCUUCAACCGCACUAUCUUCGACGAGUCGAGGGCCUACUGGACCGAGCCCGUUCUCACUGCCGAGAUGUUAGCCAACAGCAAGCUGGCGCGGCAGAUUAAUUCUAGAGCCACGAAUCCCACAUACACGUUCCCUAAGAUGACGGAGGAAUUCAGCCUGGGAGAGAUCGCCGCUCCGAUCAUCGUGUUUGGCAAUAUUGAGUCGGGGACGGUCAAUCGGACCUUGGUGGAGUAUUUCUUCGAGAAUGAACGGUUGCCGUUCAACCUGGGAUGGGCCAGAUCAGGGGAGAUGAUCAAUCAAGAGGACAUCCUCAAGGUGUCCGAGAUGAUUCGCAAGGCAACUAAUUUGUUGACUGAGACCAAGUCUGAGAAACAAAUUCGGCUUCGUGAUUUACACACGAGUUUUCGCGUCUAA
Aspergillus affinis is the source of this 669-nucleotide messenger RNA. Its product is annotated as peroxidase family protein. Gene Ontology annotation, molecular function: peroxidase activity. The transcript has 4 exons. The record is from RefSeq and is a predicted model, not a curated record. Lineage: Eukaryota; Fungi; Ascomycota; Eurotiomycetes; Eurotiales; Aspergillaceae. The coding region runs from base 1 to 669 and encodes 222 amino acids.